GGGGGUCAAAUACAAUUCCAAAAGCUAUUACUAGCUUUUAUGCCUUGUAGUUCAGUUCUUGUUCUUGUGGUUAAUCUAGCUAAAAAUCUCAGUGAUCAAUCUUCCACAUUAAUGAAGUUACCUGAUGGCACAAUUGUUGUUGAUAAAUAUUCUUUAAAAGUAGAAGAUAUGCUAAAACAAGUUUUUUCUGUUGUAGCCUCAAAUACUAAGCACUUCAGAUCAAUGAUAAAAAAUCAGCGGCAUAUUAAGCCACCUAAAAAUGAAAAGCUUCAAGUCAUAACUAUUGGUACACAUGGUGAUGAAUGUGAUAAAGGAGUAAAAGAUAUUGAAAAAAAAAGUGCGGAAUUAAAAUCAAUUCUAAGAUCUAAAUCUAUUCAAAUUGCAUAUAAAGAUAAUGCUCAACUUCUACAUGAAGUUGAUGGUUCAAAGGCUAAACGUGGUGAGUUUGAUGAUGACCCAGCUAUAAAUGCUAUACGUAAAGCAUUGAAUGAACAAGCAUAUCAAAUUGAAGUACCAUUGCAGUGGCAUUGCUUUGGUGUUAUUCUUCGCAAUGAAGCAAAAGACACUGGAAUAUUAGAAUUAUCUUCCUGUGAAGAAUUUGGUGAAUCAUUAGGCAUGUCAAAAGAUGACGUUCAGAGUGCACUGCAAUUUUUUCAUGCAUUGAAGUUGCUGUUUUAUUAUCAUGACUCACCAGCAAAGGGAAUUGUGUUUGUCAAACUGGAUGCUGUCAUUAACAUUAUUAGAAAAUUGAUGAUUGCAGUUUGUAAACCUCGUAGUACAUUGGAAGCUGGUCCUGAUGAAUUAGCCCAGUUAGCUUCAAAAGGUUAUUUAUCUAUGAAUGUUUUAAAAAUGUAUGCUGGUGCACUUGAGGGUAGAGAAGACAUUCUUUUGGGUCUGUUUGUGCACCUUAAAAUUGCAGCUUUGAUACAAACAGGCGAAAGUGAUCAAACAAAUGAAGAAGAUGCAGUUUUUUUGAUGCCUGCACUGCUUCCUGUAAAAGAUGUUUCUGAUGCUUCCACCUUUUCUAAAACACCUCUUCUGUAUUAUUUUAAUGAUGAACCAGUGCCUAUGGGUCUGUUUUGUGCUGUUAUUGUCCAGCUACUUUCUUAUCCUGAUGAUGAAAAAUGGCACAUCAUUACAAAAGAACACAAUUUCUCAAAUUUUUUCACUAUACAGAAGAAAAUUAAUAAAUACAGAAUGUGCAAAGUGUUACUGGUGGAGCAGCUUUACUGCAUUGAAAUCUAUUGUGAAGAACCCCGCCACAGACCAAGUGCAAAUAAAUGUAUAAAGAAAGCCAUUAAUUAUGUUAUAGAAGACAAAAUUAGCAACUAUGAAAAACCAGUUGCAACUUUUUACUGUCCCUGCAAAGAUAAAAAACAACAUAUAGCCACUGUUGAAGAUAAUGUGCUUAUCAAAUGUAGUAGAACAGAUGAAUGGCAGGACUUAUCAGAUUCUCAAUGUGAUGAGUAUUGGUCCUGGUUUAUGACUCAGGAAGAGCUUGAUGAAGCUAAGUGUGAAAGACAAGAAGGUAACCCAAGUAGUACCCUUGAAGGUGAUCCAAAGGGUAUAUUAAGGGAUCAUUCCGGUAAACUCGUUGAUGCUAUUGCUGUUGAUGUAAUAAGAAUAGCAAAUGAGCUUCACUCUGCCAAUGGUUUGAUACCACAACAAACUAAACAGGAAAUGCUUGUAGGAGCAGUUGAUAAUUAUGCUAAAUCUAGUAAACUUGUGAAUGUCAUUCAGCAACUGUUGGGAGCUUCUCUUAAUCCAAAGCAGUAUCUUAUUAAUAUAUGUCAUGUAUUAAUAGACCAACAACAUUGUAUACUGAGAGAUAUUGCUACCUCUAUGUUACACCAGCUAGGUCAGUCUAUACCUGAUAGUGUUCAUCACCACUCACCAGUUGAUGAUGUGUCAGAAACUUAA
This is a messenger RNA of Amphimedon queenslandica, 1920 nucleotides long. RefSeq lists its product as uncharacterized. Lineage: Eukaryota; Metazoa; Porifera; Demospongiae; Haplosclerida; Niphatidae. Bases 40 to 1920 code for a protein of 626 amino acids. The transcript is spliced from 3 exons. The record is from RefSeq and is a predicted model, not a curated record.